GGCGGCGGCGGCGGUGGCGGCGGGGCCCGUCGCGGGGAAGCGGCUGCCCUGAGGGACUCGGAGCGCCCCUCCCGCCCCUCCCCGGCCUCCCCCGGCCAGCCGUCCCCCAUGGCAGCGUGGUCCCGGGAGGCCGUCCUGACCCUCUACCGGGCUCUGCUGCGCCAGGGCCGCGGGCUGCGCUACACCGACCGGGACUUCUACCUCGCUUCCAUCCGCCGCGAGUUCCGCAAGAACCAGGGGCUGCAGCGGCCGGAGGACAAGGAGAGGCAGCUGGAGAAGGGGCAGGCUUUCCUGCAGAGCAAGCUCGGGGGGCUGGUUUAG
Apus apus (common swift) is the source of this 321-nucleotide messenger RNA. Its product is annotated as MIEF1 upstream open reading frame protein-like. The record is from RefSeq and is a predicted model, not a curated record. Bases 109 to 321 code for a protein of 70 amino acids. Lineage: Eukaryota; Metazoa; Chordata; Aves; Apodiformes; Apodidae. The transcript has 2 exons.